Messenger RNA from Macrosteles quadrilineatus (aster leafhopper), 1365 nucleotides. RefSeq lists its product as uncharacterized. NCBI's taxonomy places the organism in Eukaryota, Metazoa, Arthropoda, Insecta, Hemiptera, Cicadellidae. The record is from RefSeq and is a predicted model, not a curated record. Gene Ontology annotation, molecular function: zinc ion binding; nucleic acid binding. The transcript is spliced from 2 exons. The coding region runs from base 1 to 1365 and encodes 454 amino acids.
AUGGCUCAAGCUCAAGUCGAGAGCCAUCCAAAAUCUAUGUACGGAAUGCAAACUUGUGCAACAAAUGAAUUGGCAAAGCAAGCUUGUCAGUACGAAUUCCCACUACAACAAAAGGAAGAAGCGACUGUUUCCGCUGUUAAAAAUGUUGAUGGCAAGUGUUAUUUUUGUGGGCAUGACAGACACUCUAGAGAUCGCUGUCCAGCCAAAGAAGCAACUUGUGGGAAAUGUAACAAGACAGGGCAUUAUGCGAGAGUCUGUAAAAGUAAUCCAACUCAACAUUUUAAAGUAAAACAGAAGACGUCUAGUACAUCAGCUGCACAAAUAGCAACAACACAUAAUACAUUUGUAUUGAAGGACUCUACAGUUGAAGCUAAAGUGAAUGGCCUGAAAGCAAAUUGCUUAAUAGACACCGGGAGUACAUCAAGCUUUGUAAACUUGAAGUUUGUUCAGUUAAACAAAAUUAAAAUGUAUAAUGAAAGUGGACAAGUAUCACUAGCUGCUUCUAAUAUGAAAUCAAACGUCCACGGGUUUGUUAAAAUCGACCUAAAUCUUUUGAAUCACAAUUACAACAAUUUGAAGUUGACUGUUUUUGAAGAUCUUUGUACUGACGUGCUUAUCAGACAUGCUAUCAUGAAACUCCACUCAAACAUACAGGUUUGGUUUGGAGGUAAGAAACCUCCUCUGUUGGUGUGCUCCUGUGCCAUAGUUGAACCACCCAAACUAUUCUGCAAUUUAACUCCAGAUUGUAAGCCAAUAGCCACAAAAUCACGACGUUACUCAGAUGAAGAUAUGCAAUUUAUAAAACAAGAAAUGGAAAGACUACAGACUGAGGAGAUCAUUGAACCUAGUUCGUCACCUUGGUGUGCACAAGUGUUGGUUGUUACAAACGACAAAGGGAAGAAGCGACUGUGUGUGGACUAUUCACAAACGAUAAACAAAUUUACUCUGUUAGACGCCUAUCCCUUACCAAACAUAGAUGAUCUAGUAUCCACUGUAGCGACGAACAAGGUUUUUAGUGCCAUUAAUCUAAAACAAGCAUACUAUCAAAUACCAAUUUCUGACGAAGAGAAGAAGUACACUGCUUUUGAGGCUGCUGGUCGUCUUUUUCAAUUCAGAAGAAUCCCGUUUGGCGAAGCGGUUGCAGAUUUUGAAGCCCUCAAACUUGACAUUGCAAACUCAGUAAUUACUCCUAGGAAUGGGCAAGAGCCACUGGUAGUGGAGACUGACGCAUCUGACAUAGCCGUGGCAGCAACUUUGAGUCAAGAUAAUCGGCCAAUUGCUUUUUUCUCAUGGACUCUAAACAAAUCUGAGAAGCUGUAUUCAGCUGUUGAAAAAGAAGCCGUUGCCAUUGUCGAAGCCCUUUGA